Messenger RNA from Prunus dulcis (almond), 5042 nucleotides. Its product is annotated as disease resistance protein RPV1-like. Gene Ontology annotation, molecular function: protein binding; ADP binding. NCBI's taxonomy places the organism in Eukaryota, Viridiplantae, Streptophyta, Magnoliopsida, Rosales, Rosaceae. Gene Ontology annotation, biological process: signal transduction; defense response. The transcript is spliced from 6 exons. The record is from RefSeq and is a predicted model, not a curated record. The coding region runs from base 347 to 4747 and encodes 1466 amino acids.
UCCUUGCACUUUCCGGACCUUCAAUCUUUGCCGUCCAGCAGAUCGUGUAGCCAGACGCCGCAGAAAGCGGCCCCGCUUGGGAACUUCUUCUUCCAAAAAGAUAUUCUGUUCUCUCUCUCUCUCUCCGCUUGCGAACUUUUGCUUUUGUCUACUGAAACGUUUGAGGACCUUGACUGUAUUUCAAUACUUUUAUUCAUCUAGUUGCAACACACAAACCACUGCCCAGAAAAAAAAAAAAAAAAAAAAAAUUAUGAAACCACUGUCCGAUAGUUCUGCAGUAUCAAUUAAUGGAUGCCAAGAAAGCCCAUAAAGACUCCUCUUCAUCCUCACCAUCCUCCUUAUCAAUAUGUUGGAAGUUCCGAGUUUGUUGAGCUUUGGAGGUGAAGACGCACGCAAGGGCUUCACCGGCAACCUCAACGCCGCAUUUUCUGAUGCCGGUAUCAAUGCCUCCUCUUCAUCCUCCUCCUCAAAAAGUUGGAUGUACCAAGUGUUCUUGAGCUUUAGAGGGGAAGACAUACGCAAGGGCUUCGCGGGCCACCUCCAUGCUGCAUUCUCUGAUGCCGGUAUCAACGCCUUUCUUGAUGACAAAGAAUUAAGAAGAACGGAAUUUAUAAAAACCCAACUGGAGCAGGCAAUCGACGGGUCCAUGAUCUCCAUAAUUGUCUUCUCCAAGAGGUAUGCCGAUUCCAGUUGGUGUCUUGAUGAGCUGGUGAAGAUCAUGGAGUGUAGAGAAAAAUUGGGGCAAAAGGUUAUUCCAUUAUUCUAUAAUGUUGAUGCUUCAGAUGUCCGGAAACAAACUGGUAGUUUUGCAGAAGCAUUUGAGAAACAUGAAGCGGGCAUCUGUGAAGGUAAACUUGAGAGAGAAAAGGUACAGCAGUGGAGAAAUGCUCUCACUCAAGCUGCAGAUUUGUGUGGGGAAGAUCUUAAAAAUACUUACAAUGGGCAUGAAGCAGAGCUUAUCAAGAAAAUUAUUGGGGAGGUUAAUAAACAGUUGCACAGCAAAUACAAAUUAGACAUCGAACACCCAGUUGGAAUUACUUCUCGGUUGUGGGAUUUGAGUGAUCAGUUAGACAUUGAAUCAGAUUCUAAAGAUGUUCGCAUGAUUGGUAUUUUGGGGAUGGGCGGCAUUGGAAAAACAACGCUUGCCAAAGCCAUUUAUAACAAGUUUGAACGUAGCUUUGAAGGUAGGAGUUUCCUUGCAAACGUGAGGGAGGUAAUUGCAAACCAAGCCACUAAUGGUCUGGUUGGUUUGCAAGAAAAACUUCUAAAUGAUAUCUUGAAAAGCAAGGAGGCGAUAAAGGUUGGUUCUGUUGAUUUAGGGAUCACUAUGACACAAGAAAGACUUCGUUGCAAAAGAGCACUUGUCAUAAUCGACGAUGUAGCUUCAAUACAGCAAGUAAAAGCAAUAGCUAGAGAUCGUGAUUGGUUUGGACGUGGAAGCCGGAUUAUUAUAACAACAAGAGAUCAACAAUUGCUAGAGCAAGUUGAAGUGGAUAGCACAUAUCCCGCUGAAGAAAUGGAUGAGGAAGAAGCUAUAGAGCUCUUUAGUUGGCAUGCCUUCAAAAGAGAUUAUCCUGAUCAGGAAUAUCUUGACCUCUCAAAACGUGUAAUUCAUUACUGUCAAGGUUUGCCACUAGCACUUGAAGUUUUGGGGUCUUUUCUGAAUAAAAGAACCACAUCAGAGUGGGAAAGCCAAUUGGAGAGAUUGGAAAGAAGUCCUCAUGAAACAAUUACAAAAAUACUCAGAAUAAGCUUUGACGGGCUACCUAGCCAUACUGACAGAGAUAUAUUCCUUGAUAUAUCUUGUUUCUUUAUUGGAAUGGACCAGGACUACGUCACACAAAUAUUAGAUGGAUGUGGCUUUUCUGCAACGCUAGGAAUCCCUAUCCUCAUUGAACGGUGCCUUGUAGAUGUUUGUGAGGAAAACAAGUUGAUGAUGCAUGAUUUGCUUAGAGAGAUGGGAAGAGAGAUCGUUCGUGAAAAAUCCGGCCGUGAUGACCCAAAAAAAUUUAGUAGAUUGUGGAAUCGUGAAGAUGUAACAGAUGUAUUGAGAGAUGAAUCUGGAACUGAAGCAAUUGAAGGACUUGCUCUAGAUUUGCAAAGCUCUGACAAGGCUAGUUUCAGUGCAGCAACAUUUACCAGUAUGAAAAAACUGAGAUUACUCCACUUCAACAAUGUAGAGCUCACUGGAGAGUACAAUAUCUUCCCCAAAAAGCUAACAUGGUUGUGCUGGCAUGGAUUCCCUUUAGACUCCAUACCAGAUGACUUUCCUAAUCAACCGAAACUAGUUGCUUUAGACUUGCAGUAUAGCAAACUCAAAAUAGUUUGGAAGGAUUGCAAGUUUCUUGAGAAGUUGAAAAUCAUUAAUCUCAGUCAUUCCCAUUGCCUAAUGAAAUCACCAGACCUUUCAAAACUCUCAUGUCUCAAGGAAUUGAUAUUGGAAGACUGUACGAGUUUGUCUGAGGUUCACUCAUCCAUAGGGGAUCUUGGAAGACUUUCUGUGGUAAAUCUUCAAGACUGCAACAUGCUAGAGGAUCUUCCACUGAAUUUCUAUAAUUCCAAGUCUAUUGAAACUCUUCUACUUAAUGGUUGUUCAAGAUUUGAAAACUUGGCUGAUGGCUUAGGGGACAUGAUAUCAUUGAAAACUCUGGAAGCAGAUAACACAGCCAUAAGACAAAUACCAUCUUCCAUAGUAAAAUUGAAGAACUUGGAAAUUUUAUCAGUAUGUGAGGUGACAAGGUCGCCAUCAACUAACCUUGGUCUGACCGAGGAUGCUAUCCCUAGGGAUCUCUGGAGACUAAUUUCCUUAGAAAAUUUAGAUCUUGCAGACAAUGACUUUCAUAGCCUACCAAGCCUCAGUGGUCUUUCAAAGCUUGAAAUUUUGUCGUUAGACGACUGCUUAAAUCUUCGUGCAAUCCCAGAUUUACCAACAAAUUUGAAAGUUCUGAAAGCAGCUGGCUGCACAGGAUUGGAAAAAAUGCCAGAUUUUUCAGAAAUGUCAAAUAUGAGAGAAUUGUAUCUAAGUGGAUCUUACAAACUCACUGAGAUUCCAGGCCUGGAUAAGUCCUUAAAUUCCAUGACACGGAUUCAUAUGGAAAGUUGCAUGAAUCUCACUGCUGAUUUUAGGAAGAACAUCCUACAGGGAUGGACUUCUUGCGGAUAUGGUGGCAUUGUUCUGGAUGGAGAUGAUAUUCCUGAUUGGUUCGACAGUGUCCAUGAGAAUAAUAUUUUGGAUUUCAAUGUUCCUCAAAGUGUUGGUCGUAAUUUUAAAGGGUUAACUUUGUCCUUCGUUUACUCUUCAGACUUGGACAAUGAAAUUCCUGUCGUCAUUAGCAUUACAAACUUGACCCGGUGUACUGAUUUUGAAGCCUGGAUCACAGAUAUAGCAGAACAAUAUGACUGUGAACUUGGAAAUCAUUAUGUUUGGCAGGGACAGUUAUCAAACGACGAGCUCAAAUUGCAAGACGGUAAUCAAGUCUUGAUUCAGAUAAUGCCUCAAGAUAAUUGUGUGAAGGUGAAGAAAACAGGUGUUAGCCUGGUAUGGGACAAAUUUAUGAACGAAAAUAUGACUGAAUACGAUCUUUGUGGUUAUCAACGUCGCCCAUCUCAAAAGGCAGGACCAAGCCAUGAUAUCUCUAAUGACAUUGAUCUCAAAAAUGAUAAUGGCAUAACAGAAUCACAACACUUUUCAGAACUCCCAUAUCUCGAAGACUGCAACAAUGAUAUUCAUAAGGAUCUCAGUUGCGUAAUUUCCUUAAUAGAUUUAGAUCUUAGAGGCAAUGAUUUUCAUAGCCUAAUUCUAGGCCCCGGUGGUUUUUCAAAUCUUCAAAAUUUGUGUUUAAAUGACUGCAUACAUCUUCGUGCAAUCCCAGAUUUACCAACAAGUUUGAAAGUUCUAAAAGCAUCUGGCUGCACAGGAUUGGAAACGAUGCCAGAUUUUUCAAAAAUGUCGUAUAUGAGAGAAUUGUAUCUAAAUGACUCGCUCAAACUCACUGAGAUUCCAGGUUUGGAUAAGUCAUUAAACUCCAUGACAAGGAUUCAUAUGGAAGGCUGCAUCAAUCUCACUGCUGAUUUUAGGAAGAACAUCCUACAGGGAUGGAGUUCUUGCGGAUAUGGUGGAAUUUUUCUGAAUGGAAUUUAUGAUAUUCCUGAGUGGUUCAAGUUGGUCGAUGAUGCGGACAAUCAAGUCUACUUUGAAGUUCCUGCUGGUCGUGAUUUAAAAGGGUUUACUAUAUGCUUCUUUUACUCUUCAGACUACCCAGAACUUGAAGAUUCUCAAGUUCCUAUUCGCAUUACAGUUAAAAAUCUUACCAAACAAACUGCUUUGCACGCAAGGAUAGCAUUUGCCUCAGUAAAAACUUCAAGAGAACCAGAAGACCAUUAUCUUUGGCAGGGACAAUUGUCAAACGAUGUGCUCCGUUUGCAAGGCGGAGACAAGAUCUCCAUUCUAGUAAGGCCUCUGGUUGAUUUUGUGAGAGUGAAGAAGACAGGGGUUUAUCUAGAAUGGGACAAACUCAUGAAGGAAAAUAUGCGUAAUCCUGAUCCUCAUUUGUAUGAUUUGGAAACUAAUCGGAUUUUUCCCGGGGGAGUUGCUGAUGGGGCAGGAUGGAGCCAUGACGCAUCUGUUCCCACUAAUCAAUCGAAUGCUGUAGAUGAACCAUUAGCAGUGGAGGGGUGUUUAGCGCGUCUUAAAAGUUUUUUGUUUAAUCUUUUUUUCAAUUGUUUUUCCUUUUCCCACCUACGUUGAUUUUGGUUAGUUACCAAAGACAUGAGUUGAUGGGAAUGAUUUAAGAUUGAAUUUUCCUUUUUUUUCUUUCUUUGCUCUAAAUUCUUCCAGUUGCAAUGGAAAACUUCAGCACACAUGUCAUCUGGAAAGGAAAGCGCCGUAACCUUGAAUUGAAUUCUAUACAUUGCCAGGAGCCAAAUUCUCUCUUUUCUUUUUUUGGUCGAAAAAUUCUCUCUUUUCUUUCACUUGCAAAGAAGACGCAAAUCCCUUUUACAGUUAUAUCAGAAACAAAAAGAAUGUAACAAUUGACCAGUCA